Molecule: messenger RNA, 540 nt
Organism: Gongylonema pulchrum
Lineage: Eukaryota; Metazoa; Nematoda; Chromadorea; Rhabditida; Gongylonematidae
Source: the annotation of a GenBank genome assembly
AUGGGCAGUGCAGGUUUCCACAAAUUUCAGGACGUCAUUAGACGUGCCUACAAAAUCAUCGAGUCACCUAUUGAUCGUCACAGUUUUUCGCUACCAUCUCAUAAUUUUUUACGCAAAAAAAUGAAAGUUGGAAGUAUAUUCGAGCCUGAAGCUCUGUUCUGGGGAUUUAUUUCGAUCACUGGAGUCUCGCUUCUCUCGUUAUCCGGUCUCUUCUUCCUACCGGUCAUAAAAGGCAAGUGGAGAAGCAGAUGGAUGCAGGUCUUCAUAGCUUUAGCUGUUUCGACGAUGAGCUGCGAUGCCCUGCUGCAUAUACUACCACAGAUAUUGGGAGCGCACCAUCACGGACAUCACGAGGACCACGGAAGUGAUCUUGAGCGUGAACACCAUCACCACCAACAUCAUCACCAGCACGAGGGCAGUCAUAUUCAUGAUCAUGGUCAACAGCAAGAAGCUGCCUUCGACCAACUUGAUAAUCGAACAGGACACCAUCAUCAUCACUCCCGUCAGGUUGUCAUACUAUUUCUUAGAUUUCUGUUUUGA